Messenger RNA from Pogoniulus pusillus (Red-fronted tinkerbird), 8540 nucleotides. RefSeq names its product carboxypeptidase D (gene CPD). Lineage: Eukaryota; Metazoa; Chordata; Aves; Piciformes; Lybiidae. Gene Ontology annotation, molecular function: zinc ion binding; metallocarboxypeptidase activity. The record is from RefSeq and is a predicted model, not a curated record. Gene Ontology annotation, biological process: peptide metabolic process; protein processing. Bases 1691 to 5764 code for a protein of 1357 amino acids. The transcript is spliced from 23 exons.
CAGCGUGGGGUGGCUCCCGGUGGCUUCGAGGUGCUGCGGUGCCGGCGGCUGCGUAUGGUUCGGGUCCGGUUCCGUGGCUCUGAGCAGCCAUCGGUUACUGAGAGCAGCCGGGGGGAGAAGGGCUUGAGGAUGGGAGCUGGAGAUGAGCUGGUACCGUGCGCUCGGAGGCCAGACCCCACCGAGUCCUGGGCUGAUCGUAGCAGCGUGGGCAGCAGGUGCAGAGGGGGGAUUCUGCCCCUCUGCUCUGCCCUGCUGAGUCUCCACCUGCAGUGUUGAGUCCAGUUCUAGAGUCCUCAGCACAGAGGGACGUGGACCUGCCGGCGGGGGGCCAGAGGAGGCCACAGCAAUGAUGUGAGGACUGGAAGCCUUCUGCUGUGAGGACUGACUGAGAGGGUUGGCCUUGUUCAGCCUGGAGAAGAGAAGGCUCCAGGGACACCUUCUGUGCUCCUUCAGUGCUUAAGAGAGGCCGGCUGCCUGUGUGUGUUAGUCACUCGGAGAGAAGGGAGCCAAACCUGUGUCUUAGUCAAUCAAAGGAUGAGUUGAAAAGUUAGUUUCUGGAGAAGAUCCCCCAAGACACUCUUGUGCAUGGAAAUAAGUGUGGCCAGGAGCACCACUGACACAGGAAAUGCCAGAGCUGGGAAGCAGAUGUGGACUCCUGAAAAGUUAAACAGGAAUGGACAGGACCUGCUGCCAGAGAUGCAAUGUUUUAUGGACUGCAACACACUUUUUGCAGAGUAAGCUUCUUCUGCUAAUUAUUUCUUGUCAUCUCACCUGCCUCCAAAAAGGGAUAUAUAGAUGUGAAGGAAGAAACCUCCAGGUGCUAUUGAUGUAUCUUCUCAUUAGUUCUGCAGUAGCUUGCCACCCAGCGACACGCAGUAUGGAACACCAACGGGUGUUAAAUGUCUUUAAUGCUCCGAGGCUGAGGUGGUAGCACAGUCAGUGCACCAGGUGCACUUCCUUCCAGAAAGCCAUGCAGUAGGAGCAGCACUUUGCCGCUUGACCACGUGCCGGGGGAACAGGCCACCUGGCUGCUGCCACCCCUGUCCAAGGCUGUGUUUUGUGGUUAGGCUUUAUCUUUUGGACAAAGUGCUGAGAGUGCCCAUACCUCAGAAGCAUGCUGUGACACCCCUGUGAGGUACAGGGAGCAUUGCCGUGUGCUGGUAGUUAUCCUCCUGUACACAAUAACUCGAUUUUGGGUCAUUAACCAGAGCCGCGGGCCCGGUGAGCACUGUGGUCAGGGUGCUCCCCUGCCUGGCUUCUGCCGGGGUUUUAGGGAUACACCGAGCACAGAAAGACGAAGGCCGCCUUCUGCUCAGGGAGAAAGAAAAUCACCUUUCGCCGCUUCCUCACGCUCCCUCCUUAUCUUUCUCCGCGCCACCAAGGUCGCGGGAACCGAGACCGCCACAGGGACAAGGGCUGGACCGGACUGCGAGUAGCGCGGCCCACGGUGGCGGCGCAUCCCGCAAGGGGGCGCCACUGUGCUCCCCAGCACCCUACCCCGACGUGACGCAGUGCUGCACGUCGUCCCUCAUUGGUCCCUCGCCGCCUCUCUCUAUCGGCUCCUCCCCCCCGGCCGUCGGUCAUUGGCGGGCUGCGGAAGGAGUGCACGCCCGUGGGCGGAGCGAGCGGUGUCCCCGCCCAGUGGCCCCGCUGCCCGGCGGAGCGGUGGGGUUGGGCGUGCGGUGGGGCUAUGGCGAGCGCGGAGCGGGGGCUUGGCGGGGCACUGCUGCUGCUCUCCUGCGCGCUGUUUCUGGGCUCGGCCCGCAGCGUCCACAUCAAGAAGGCGGAGGCGGCGGCAGCGCCCGGCGAGACGCUGCGGUACCUGCACUCUGCCGAACUGGGCCAAGCGCUGCAGGCGCUGGUGGACGCGGCCCCCCCGGGCCUGGCGCGACUCUUCAGCAUCGGUAAUUCGGUGGAGGGGCGGCCGCUGUGGGUGCUGCGUCUGACGGCGGGGCUGGGGCCGGAGCACGCCGAUGAGGAGCCCGGCGGCUUGGCCCUGCCCGGCCGGCCGCAGGUGAAGCUAGUGGGCAACAUGCACGGGGACGAGCCUCUGGCGCGGCCGCUGCUGCUCCGCUUGGCCCAGGAGCUGGUGCGGGGCUGGGCAAACGGUGAGGAGCGCAUCGGCCGCCUGCUCAACACCACCGACAUCUACCUGCUGCCCAGCCUCAACCCCGACGGCUUCGAGCGUGCCCGCGAAGGCGACUGCGGCGGCGGUGCUGAGGGCGGUAGGGAGAACAGUCGUGGCCGUGACCUCAACCGCAGCUUCCCCGACCAAUUCGGGGUCGCCGAGCCUAACUUGGAGCCCGUGCCCGAGGUGCAGGCCCUCAUCGCCUGGAUGCGCCGCAACAGGUUUCUGCUCUCUGGCAAUCUCCACGGGGGCUCAGUCGUCGCGAGCUACCCCUACGAUGACUCCCCCACGCAUAAGCCCUCAGGAAUUUACAGUAAAUCAGCUGACGACGAAGUGUUCAAAUAUUUGGCUAAAGCUUAUGCCUCAAAUCAUCCCAUAAUGAGAACUGGCAAACCCAAUUGCCCGGGUGAGGAGGGAGAGACCUUCCAAGAUGGUAUCACAAACGGUGCCCAGUGGUAUGAUGUAGAAGGUGGGAUGCAGGAUUACAACUAUGUGUGGGCCAACUGCUUUGAAAUCACAUUGGAGCUGUCCUGCUGCAAGUAUCCUCCGACCUCUGAGCUUCAGCAAGAGUGGGAGAACAACAGGGACUCUCUUCUUGCUUUCAUUGAGAAGGUCCACAUGGGUGUGAAAGGCUUUGUGAGGGAUGCAGUCAGUGAAGCUGGCCUGGAGAACGCCACCAUUGUUGUUGCUGGGAUCGCUCAUAACGUCACAGCAGGAAGAUUCGGCGAUUACCACCGGCUGCUUGUGCCUGGGACCUACAAUGUGACUGCAGUUAUGACGGGUUACUUACCAGUGACCAAAGAGAGCGUUGAGGUGAAGGAAGGAGAUGCAACUGAAGUGAAUUUCUCCUUGCAGCCAACUGUAAUGCUGUCAGCUCAUAACAUCACACAGGUCACAACCAUACCAGCUCCUGCCUCUACCAUCACCUCUAGCCCUGUGCAGGAAGAAGCUCCCAGCCCAACCUCUCUCCAUCAGCCCAUCCAACCUGUGGAGUUCCGGCACCACCAUUUCUCAGACAUGGAGAUCUUCCUGCGGCGCUAUGCCAACGAGUACCCCAGCAUCACCCGCCUCUACUCCGUGGGCAAGUCAGUGGAGCUGCGGGAGCUCUACGUGAUGGAGAUCUCUGACAAUCCUGGUGUCCACGAAGCAGGUGAGCCAGAGUUCAAGUACAUUGGUAACAUGCAUGGGAAUGAAGUUGUGGGUCGAGAACUUCUCCUGAACCUCAUCGAGUAUCUCUGCAAGAACUUUGGCACAGAUCCUGAAGUCACUGACCUGGUUGAGAACACACGGAUCCACAUCAUGCCUUCUAUGAACCCUGAUGGCUAUGAGAAGUCCCAGGAAGGAGACAGAGGAGGCACCGUUGGCAGAAACAACAGCAACAACUACGACCUGAACCGGAACUUCCCAGAUCAGUUCUUCCAAGUGGCAGACCCUCCACAGCCAGAAACUCUGGCUGUCAUGACCUGGUUGAAGACUUACCCCUUUGUGCUCUCAGCAAACCUGCAUGGAGGUUCUCUGGUGGUUAAUUACCCCUUUGAUGAUGAUGAACAGGGAGUAGCCAUAUACAGUAAAUCUCCAGAUGAUGCUGUGUUUCAGCAGCUGGCACUUUCCUACUCCAAGGAGAACACCAAGAUGUACCAGGGAAGCCCUUGUAAGGAUAUGUACCCCACUGAGUACUUCCCACACGGCAUCACUAAUGGUGCUCAGUGGUACAAUGUUCCAGGUGGGAUGCAAGACUGGAAUUACUUAAAUACAAACUGCUUCGAGGUGACCAUUGAGUUGGGCUGUGUGAAAUAUCCAAAAGCUGAGGAGCUGCCAAAGUACUGGGAGCAGAAUCGCCGCUCUCUCCUCCAGUUCAUGAAGCAGGUUCACCGUGGUGUCUGGGGGUUUGUGCUGGAUGCUACAGACAAAAGGGGCAUUCUCAACACCACCAUCAGCGUUGCUGACAUCGACCACCCUGUGACCACCUCUAAGGAUGGAGACUACUGGCGCCUCUUGGUCCCGGGGACAUACAAAAUCACAGCAUCUGCCCGAGGGUAUGAUCCAGUCACUAAGAUGGUGGAAGUUGGCAGCAAAGGUGGGGUGCAGGUCAACUUCACUCUUAAGCGGACAGACCUCAAAGUGGAGGAGGGGAAGAUGCCAGUCUUGAACACCCCAGACACCAGUGACCCCAACGAGAAGGAGUUUGAGACCCUGAUUAAAGAUCUGUCUGCUGAGAACGGCCUGGAGCGCCUCCUGCUCGCCUCCUCGGGGAACGUCUCUCCCUAUCGAUACCGCCCUUAUAAGGACCUCUCCGAGUUCCUCAGAGGCCUCUAUCUGAACUACCCACACAUCACAAACCUCACCAGUUUGGGUCAGAGCGUUGAGUUCCGUCAGAUCUGGUCCCUGGAAAUCUCCAACAAGCCCAACCAGUCUGAGCCUGAGGAGCCCAAGAUCCGCUUUGUUGCUGGUAUCCAUGGAAAUGCUCCUGUGGGCACAGAGCUGCUCCUGGCACUUGCAGAAUUUCUUUGCAUGAACUACAAGAAGAAUGCUGCUGUUACAAAGCUGAUUGACCGAACACGGAUCGUGAUUGUGCCUUCCCUGAACCCAGACGGACGCGAGGUCGCGCAGGAGCGAGGCUGCACCUCGAAGAUAGGCCAGACCAAUGCUCACGGCAAAGACCUGGACACAGACUUCACAAGCAAUUUCUCCCGGUACUCGGGGACACGAGAGCCUGAGACCAAAGCCAUCAUGGAGAACUUGAUAUUGAAGCGGGAUUUCAGCCUCUCAGUUGCACUGGAUGGAGGAUCUCUGCUUGUCACUUACCCAUAUGAUAAGCCAGUGCAGACAGUGGAGAACAAAGAAACACUGAAGCAUUUGGCAUCUCUGUAUGCAAACAACCAUCCAGUGAUGCAUUUGGGCCAGCCAGGCUGUCCAAAUAAAUCAGAUGAAAAUAUUCCUGGUGGCGUGAUCCGUGGCUCCGAGUGGCACAGUCACUUGGGAAGUAUGAAGGAUUUCAGCGUUGCCUUUGGUCAUUGUCCUGAGAUCACCGUUUACACCGGCUGCUGUUACUUCCCCAGCGCAGGACAGCUGCCCAGCCUGUGGGCAGACCACAGGAAAUCUCUUCUCAGCAUGCUCGUGGAGGUCCAUAAGGGAGUACAUGGCUUUGUCCAAGACAAGAGUGGCAAGCCAAUUUCUAAAGCUGUUGUCAUUCUUAACGAAGGCUUGAGGGUCUGCACUAAAGAAGGUGGCUAUUUCCAUGUGCUUCUGGCUCCAGGUCUGCAUAACAUUGACGUGACAGCUGAUGGGCACCAGCCAAAACAUGUUAAGGUCUUUGUACGUCCUGAUGCCCCCAGCUCCGUGCUCAUUGUGUUUGACACAGAAAACAGGAUCUUUGGUCUGCCGAGGGAGCUGGUUGUAACUGUUGCAGGUGCAAGUAUGUCUGCUCUGAUCCUUACAGCCUGCAUCAUCUGGUGUGUCUGCUCAAUUAAGUCCAACAGACACAAGGAUGGCUUCCACCGCCUCCGGCAGCACCACGACGAUUACGAGGACGAAAUCCGCAUGAUGGCCACUGGCUCCAAAAAGUCCCUCCUGAGCCAUGAAUUCCAGGAUGAAACAGACACUGAAGAAGAAACACUGUACUCCAGCAAACACUGACAAACCCUGGGGCAGGAGAGGAGGUUCCCAUGGACCAGACCCGGGUGGCGAGGGCGAUCCCUGUGGUUCAGUUCUGAAACGUUAGCUUGCAGGAUGCGUCCUCCAGAGGUGUGGGUGGCAGCUCCCAGCUUCCCUCUCUUUGCUCUAGGAUGUGCAAAUCAGUGGGGGUUGGAGACUGUGUUUAGGCUAAGGAUGUGGCAUCUUGCACUUUUUGGUCAAGAUCUGGAUGUUCACAUGAUACUGUUGGAAAGGCAACUUAACAGGUUGCCCGCAUUGUACCUAGCACUUCCCCAGCUUCUCAACACCAGUGAAGAGAUGGUGUGGAAGUGCCCCACGACCUGAAUGGAGUUGUACCAACAACACUCCAAAGCAGUUUCUCUACCUGUUUUGAUUUCUUGUUUCACCUGUUCUUGAUUUCUGUACCUGGGGGUAAGCCAGGUGGUUAACUUGACUCCAUGUUCUGCAGAGCAGCCCUUGGAAAAAGACCAAAAAGAAGAAGAAAAAAAAAAGAGAGCCAAAAAAAAUAAGUCCUUGGUCCUCAGCUGCUCCCUUGGAGCAUUUACCCUCUCUGAGGUGCUGUGGCCUGCUGUGAUCUGCUGUGGUUGUGGAACACCUCUGUGUUGCUAGUUCUGGGCAGCGACUUGGCAUCCUGAAAGCUGGGAGAUGACAUCCAUUCUUGAUGUGAGCCAGAGAAAGGAGCCAGUGCUGGGGCUUUAGUGAACUCUGACAAAGUUCAGCUGCUUGCCAGCUCUGCAGUACUGCUGCUCCUGACUUCUGAGGAAGAAAGAACCUUUAUCCUCAUCACCCCUGGUUGCUUUUUCUUUGCUUAGUGGACUUGGCCUUUGGGGUCUCACGUUAGUGUUACAGCAGCACAGUGUCUGUAAGGUCAACUGAAGAUUGUUCUGAGCAAAUGGACAGGCUGAUUGUGGUGGGUACUGUAAAAGCAAUUGGUUACAGACUCCACCUGACCAGCUUUGCUCAAGUCCUCCUCUAUUCAGGAGGAAAUGGUGAAAUCUGACUGCAUGAUUGGAGCAGCAGGGAGAGGCCCUGGGAGAAUCCAUGGCCCAACUUACUUCUUGGAUUUUGAAGAAAAGCUGCACUGUUUGCCAUUUAGAGAUCAGAGUACUUUGGAAACAACUUCUCAUCAAGCUCUGGUGGGUGUAGGCAUGAAGUUGGCCUGAUGGUGUGGCUAUGUUCUACUACAGCAUCCCUGAAGUAUGUAGCAAGAGCUCCACCUGCUUGUGUCUGCAGCUGUGUUUGCUGCUGCUGUGGGCAUGGGUGUGACGUGUGAGGGAGGGCUGAAGGAGACGGGAAAAGCAGCCAAAUUCUGGUUUGUAGCACUUGGCAGGAAAUUGGAAAGGGGAGCUAUAAUGUGCAGCCCCAAGACGUGGGAUUUGUGGGCAAUAGAAGGGAAGAAUGGCUGUGGGGUUUGAUUGAAAAACCUUUAUGCAUCUCUGAUGUUUCUGGUUGCAAGACUGGGGUUAGAGUAGGCACUUACGUUCUUUCUGCUCAUUUGCUUCAUUCAUUCUUUCACCACUGGCCUGAGCUCUGGGAUGCAGGAGCCUGGUGCAGCAGUGUCUUAGGCAUCAGGUUUGCCGUCAGCUGAUCUGUUCCUCAGCAGCCUAGGGAGGUGUACUAGUGAAACCUGCGUAUGGUGUCUGUGGGGAGGGUAUUUGUACCCAAAUGUAUGAUGGGGUCUGUUCUUCAGGGCUCUGACCUGAUCUGCUUGGAGGGAGCAGCACAGUGGGUUUCCUAUCAAAGGCUUUGUACCAUGUCAGCAGAGGAAGGAGCUGAUCUGGGCUUCUCUGUGAGGUAGAUGCCCGUUCAGAACCACGUGCCUGUUGCUGUGUUUAUGAUCUCAGCUGAUUUUGUGCAGCUAUUUGGAGGGACAAGGAUAACCCUUAGACACCAGUCUACUUUUCUUCCUGUUUCACAGGGAAUUCUAGUGCAAGAAAUGUGUUAAGAUCUUGCUGGGAACAGGGAGAUGAGGCUGAGCGUUACCCUUGCUCCUGUCCUGCAUCACUGGUGUGGAAGGAAGGGCUGCUUUCGUUGCCUCUGCUGUGCAGGAGCUCUGUGCCUGCUCCCAGCUCAUCCAACUGAGCUGGGAGUGGGCUUGGGCUUUCCAUGUGUAGUAGGCUGCAGCACACCAACAUGCAGUGGCAUUAACUCUGCCUCAUCUCCCAGCUUUUCCUACUUCGGAGAGCUUUACCAAGACGCAGCUUGGGUUUUAAAUUGGAGUUUGCAAAUAGCUCUUAAGACCCUCUCUGGGCUUUGUUUGCUCUGGAAGCAGGUAGCAGACUGAGCUGGCCUUGCUUUGUCCCGCUAGCAAUAAGCUGUGUUAGGAAUUGACCUCUUCCCUCUGAGAGUGCAUUAUGCAGGUGCAUAUUUUUAAGGUGAGUGGAUUUGAGACGUUUUGCAAUCGUGUGAGACUUUUCUACACUGCAGGACCGGGUGGGUGCUUGGCUCUUGCUCAGAGCUGCGGUCAGUCAGCGUUGGGGCUGUGUGGCGCCAGCGUGGACAGGGCAGGAGCCUCACCCGCUGUCUGUCUGUCCGUCCGGUCGUGGGACGAGGAGCGGGCCCCCCGCGGCCGCUCGUCCCUGGAGUCUGUCGGUCCGUGCACUGUGCCUUCAAAUGGACGUUUUUAAAAGGGACUCGAAUCGCCUUUUCCUGGAAGCGGGGUGGCGUGGCGGGGCCUGGCUCUGCCCGCAGUCGGGCCCCCUGUUUUUUAUCUGUAUACCGAGAUCAAAUAAUCUGUAUAAAACUAUUUUGAUGUCCA